Molecule: messenger RNA, 982 nt
Organism: Dermacentor andersoni
Lineage: Eukaryota; Metazoa; Arthropoda; Arachnida; Ixodida; Ixodidae
Source: RefSeq, a predicted model, not a curated record
ACACACUUGGCCCCUAUAGGCGGCUUAUCUCAGCCGCCUCUAUGAUCUCUCGUGUCAUCUUGUUCGUGUAAUCAGACUGUGUAUUCCUGGAAUCUUUACGCAGUAACUAUAGCACAUCUUCUGUGCACUUGUAUUGCCGUGCGCUGCUAUCUUUCAUGGAUGGACUCCAACUCGACCGAUUCGCAAUGCUUGAAAUUUAAUUGCGUCAGCGCCGUUUCCUGUCGCUUCAUCCAACUCUGGGGCGGAGCUUUCAACUAUCGCCGAUAUUUGCCUUUUCGAGUCUUUCGAGGUCGGAGAAGGGACUCCUCGUGAAAACAGGGGCAAAAGUGGCCACUGAUUUGGAAUAGAGCACUGCACCAAGGAGCGAUGUACACGUACCCUUACACGUACCGUCACGUGACUACGCCGGCCCCGACUGCAGCGACCAAUGCUGUCGCAGUGGUCGGGACCAUCUACAGUAUCGCCUUCGUCGUCUUCCCAGUCAUCAUCGUUAUCGUUGUCGUGUGCUGCUGCCUAUGCUGGUUCAAGCGCACUUUGCAAAGCUGCUGUCAGAGCUGCCGCAAGAAGCCACCGCCACCUCGACCGCAGCGCCGGCCGUCGCCCGUGGUGGUCUACCGCGCUCCGCCCAGCCCGAAGCAGGUGCAGGUGUGCACAGUGAGGACUGUCACGGUCUCCACCAUCCAGCCCGUGCAGCAGCCGCAGGUGGCGCGAGUCGCGGCAUGUACCGUGCGAGAGGUGGCCGUCGUCAAAUGACGACUUCGUGCACAAGCCGUCUCCAGCAGUCUCUCUCUCGUCUUUGUCGUUCUGCUGAACUGGCAGCCUCUUGCUCGAAUAAAUUUACAACACCCUUUUUUGACCAGGUGGCGUCCGAGUCGCAACGACGAACCAUAGGAUUUUCAUACAGUAGUUACUAGAGGAAACUCUGGUGCUGCGAUCGUUCAGCCACCAUGGGAAUGACGGGUAAGUACAUUGACUCGUCUGA